Mya arenaria is the source of this 1906-nucleotide messenger RNA. RefSeq names its product signal transducer and activator of transcription C-like. The record is from RefSeq and is a predicted model, not a curated record. Lineage: Eukaryota; Metazoa; Mollusca; Bivalvia; Myida; Myidae. The transcript is spliced from 2 exons. Bases 103 to 1248 code for a protein of 381 amino acids.
UUUACAACUUGGCAGAUUGGAAAUGGACACUUAACCGCAGUAGUAAAAAAACUGUGUAUGGAAUAAAAGAUUACAAGAGACAUUACCAGUGGUCCCCUCAACAUGUCAGACGAACAGGGCCAAAAAAAUGAAGGGUUGAAUGUGAGGGUGACAGAGUCAGAGGAAAAUAGUCCAAGAACCUGCCAGCCCACACAGGCUCAAGCCUUAUGCAUAUCAGCAACUGAAACCAAAUCAGGGGAGCUUCGAAACAUAGAUGCCCCACCAACUGUGACCUCAAGACCGGCACAAAGUUUUCCAUCUACUGAGUUUAAAAACUCCAACUCAGAUAAUACUGCUGUGUCCUCUGUUCAGAAAAAAUCUAAAAAUACCAGUGGCCACAAAAGUAACAUUAAUUUUCCGACACAGUCGCCUCCUAGCCAGCCUCUUAACAAGCCUAAAGGUGAUGUUAAACAGAAGACUCAAACCGUGCGCUCAUACGAUGAUGAGCUUCUUGACGUGAGAGGUAUCAAUCAGCAUGGCCAGAAAACACCUACAGCUAGACAACAUUACCUGCUCUUCACAAGCAAUGCACAUACGCAGCAGUCCAAGACUGGCAAACCUCCUGACAACUCACAGCUGGACCAGGAGCAACAAAGAAGUCCCAACUUCACAAACUAUACACAUAUGCACCACUCUGAGACCAGAGAACCUCACGACGACUUACAGCUGUACCAGGAGCAACAGCAAAGUCCCAACUUCACAAACUAUACACAUAUGCACCACUCUGAGACCAGAGAACCUCACGACGACUUACAGCUGUACCCAGAGCAACAGCAAAGUCCCAACUUCACAAACUAUACACAUAUGCACCACUCUGAGACCAGAGAACCUCACGACGACUUACAGCUGUACCCAGAGCAACAGCAAAGUCCCAACUUCACAAACUAUACACAUAUGCACCACUCUGAGACCAGAGAACCUCACGACGACUUACAGCUGUACCCAGAGCAACAGCAAAGUACACAUUUGUACUUCUCCGAGACUUGCCAGCCUUUUGACGAUUCACAGCUGGGUUGGGAGCAACAUCAAAGUCAAGAUAUUGCAACCUUUGCACAUCUGCAAAUAUGUGCGCCUGCUACCUCGCUGGAAGAGCCAGUUUUACCAUUGUGCUUCCAGUUUAUUUCUCUGGAAAAUGGAGGACUACCACGUUUCAGUAACCUCAUAGUUAUUUAUAAUGAACAAAACCUACCUCACCCAAAUCUAAUGUAAAAAGUGCUAAAAUUAUGAAUGUAUUAUCCUGUGUUUGACUUAUUAUGAUAGGGCAUACUUGUAGCAUUUUGAAUUGUACAAGUAAGUAUGCAGACAUGAAAGAACCAUUUUCGAGCAUUCAAAAUGCAACAAUUCAGUUGAAUUACAAUUUUAACCAGUAAAAAGUUGCAAGUAUGUACACCCACGGCUGAUUCAGGGGCACCAAAAUUGAAUUAUACACGUGAGCAUACUGGAGUAUGCCUAGUUAUGCUCGGGGAUGAGGAAUAUGUAUGCACCUGUUUUAUGGACCAUAGAAAUUGAUAUUCACUUCUUUCUGCUUGCAAACCAGAAUAUUUGUGGACCAACUUUUCACUGGACAUACCAGAUGUCUCUGUGUUUUCUGGAAAACACAGGACUAUCUCUAUGUAACCUUAUUUUAGUUUUAAUUUUAUUUACAUUAUGACCAGAACCUACCUCUGAACCUACAUUGUACCUCUGAACUUUAUUCAGUAAAAAUUAUUUGUUGUUCACUUCAAUGUAUAGUAUAGGGUUAGUCAUAUUUUUAAUAUACAUGUAUAUAUAUUUGCCAUUGAAGAAGAACUAUAUGUUCUGAUAAACUGACCGUUACUAAAUGAUGAUUUCUUCCACUGGAGUAAUGUUUAUUAAACUGAAAAAUAUU